CGUCAGUACCCUCGUAUGACGAUUUGUUUGUCUGACCAAUCACAAAGCUCAGCGGAUGCGGGCUGGCCAAUGGCAUCGGUGAAGGGAGGUGACGUGAACGUGGCUAGCAUACCACCGCUGUACGCCUGUGAACUUGUAGCAGGAGGCGAAACAAGAAGAAGAAAGCGUCAAAGAAAGAAGAUGGCGAGAGGCGGCCGCUGCUUACGGAGAGUAGCGGAAUACCUGAAGCAGCUACCGAGCACAGCGAGCCGGGAAAUCCAGACCAAGAGCAAUGUCAGAUACCUGUCAUCCUGUGGGAUCCUGAUGACGCGUGCGCCUCCUCUGCUGGGCGCAGCAGCCAUGCCAGGCCGGGCCGUCGUCCUGCCGGCGCGCAGCUUCUUCAACCUCACAGACUCCUUGUCCAAGAGGAAGGAGUACUCAGAGAGACGCAUCAUCGGGUAUUCCAUGCAGGAGAUCUAUGACGUGGUGGCCCAGGUGGAAAACUACCGCCACUUCGUUCCCUGGUGUAAGAAGUCAGACGUGGUGUUCCGGCGUUCUGGUUUCUGCAAGGCCAAGCUAACCGUGGGCUUCCCCCCCGUGGUGGAGAACUACACCUCCCUGGUCACAACAGUACGACCCCACCUGGUCAAGGCGUCCUGCUCAGAGGGGAAGCUCUUCAACCACCUGGAGACGGUGUGGCGCUUCAGCCCCGGCCUCCCCGGCUACCCUCGGACCUGCACUGUGGAUUUUGCCAUCUCCUUUGAGUUCCGCUCCCUCCUCCACUCUCAGCUCGCCAACGUCUUCUUCGAUGAGGUGGUCAAGCAGAUGGUUUCAGCGUUCGAGCGCCGCGCCUCUACGAUACACGGCGCCGAGACGCCCAUCCCCCGGGAGCUGAUGUUCCACGAGGUCCACCAGACGUAGCACCCAGCCCCGCUUCGCACACUAGCAAAACGCAACGCCAAAGAGACGGAGGACGGCCCCCGUGCGCCGACUGAGAACUGCAGUGCC
This is a messenger RNA of Cyprinodon tularosa, 987 nucleotides long. RefSeq names its product coenzyme Q10B (gene coq10b). Gene Ontology annotation, biological process: cellular respiration; ubiquinone biosynthetic process. Bases 16 to 900 code for a protein of 294 amino acids. The record is from RefSeq and is a predicted model, not a curated record. Gene Ontology annotation, molecular function: ubiquinone binding. Lineage: Eukaryota; Metazoa; Chordata; Actinopteri; Cyprinodontiformes; Cyprinodontidae. The transcript is spliced from 5 exons. Gene Ontology annotation, cellular component: mitochondrion.